AUGUGGCUGACAGUGAAGACCGAGCCGUCGAAUUCCGGUGGCACGGCCUCUGCAACGGCCCAGGCCCGUCCCUCUCCGUCCUCCCCAGCCUCGGCGCGCGCAUCCUUAGAGACCCCACCGGCAUCUCCCACAUCGGACCCGGAGGGGCUUUGGCAGGAUCUUUGGGAAUCCAUCAGCGCCAGUGGCUUCCGAGAUGAGCGCAGUGCCAUGUCCCAUGCAUGUGAAAUGUGGCGGCGUCCUUCAAAGAAGAGCUUUUGGUCCAGAUUCGCCCGAGCUGGCCCCUCUCAGGCACAGCAUAGGGACUGGGAGAGAGUGAGCAUGGCUGUGCGUGCUGGAGUCCCGCAAGCCUUGCGAUGCGCUGUUUGGACCACCUGCAGCGGUGCUAUCGGGAAGAAGACCAAAGUGGCUUCCGAGCUGGGCCAAGAAGCGGACGUGCUGUAUCCGUCGUUCGUAUCGCAAGGUUUGAGCUUGCGAAACGAAGCUUCGGGUGUCAUCGAUGUCGACGUCCCACGGACAGGCUGUGUAGAAGCAUUGCUGGAACCCUUGCGCCGGGUUUUGCUGGCCUUUGCCGCAAAGAACCCCCAAAUAGGGUACUGCCAGUCCAUGAACUUCAUUGUGGCAACCCUUCUCGAGUGCUGCGACGAGGAGAGCACCUUUUGGAUUCUCUGCAGCCUUGUGGAGGACAUGCUCCCGGAGAAUUAUUACACGCGGAACAUGAUUGGUGUUCGUGUUGAUAUGAUGGUGCUCAACUCCUUGGUGAUGCGCCACCUCCCAACUCUGCACGCGCACUUCGUUGAGCAUGAAGUCGACCUUUCGCCCUUCACAAUGGGCUGGUUCCUGUGUUUGUAUGUGAACACAUUACCGAAUCCCAGCCUGCACCGGGUGCUCGAUUGUCUACUCCACGAGGGCUCGAAGGUCCUCUUCCGAACUGCCCUUGCCAUCCUUCAUGGCUUGGAACCUUUCUUACUGAAUGCAAAAAGCUUGACAAAAGUCUACGAGCUCUUGCGAAGCCCAUCGUGCCCAGAGGCGGAGCUGCUAAACACCAUGUACGGAUCCUGGCUGAACUGUCUCUCUAUGGAUUCCGUGGUUGACCUUCGGAGCCAGCACCUGAAGGACGUUCUCGAGCAGGACGCCACGGUGGAGGCCCGGCGCGCGGAGCUGCGAGCCCGCCGCGAGAUCGAUCUCGGCCCAGACCCAGGUCCGGUGGAUCCGAUGGUUGCCCGCGCGGCUUACGACGUUUCCGACUGGAAGCCAGCCGCAUCCGGUACUUUUGCGAGGUUCCCGAACAUGGCUCCAGCGGCACGCGGCAGAGAACGUGGCCAGUUUGCCAAGGGCUUCCUUGCCACCCUGCUGGUUGCGGCCCUGUGGGCCGCGAGCAGUGCAGUCUCAGGUGCCGUUACCUUUGUGACUGGUGCAGUUCGGAGUACACCUGAUGCUCGCAGCCUUGUCGCUCGAGAGGGUGGUCGCGACUGGCAUGCGGGCAACGUGAUGAAGAAGAUUGAUUUCAAGGCAGCAGCAGCGCAAGCUCAAGCGCGCAAGAAGAAGAAGGCAGAGAAGGGUGAUGGAAAGAAGGAGGUCAUCGAGCGACCCAAGCGCUUCGAGUCCAGCCCGGUCUAUUACAAGGGAGAGCAGGUCGCCACGCUCAACGGCACGAUGUCGGAGUUCAAGGUCGACAUCUGGAGUGGUGCUCAUCCCGCGUGGCAGGGCAAGAAGGGCAAGGUUCUGCUGGACAACUCUGCCCUCACGAAGUUCCAGGAAAAGUUCGGAAUGGCGGCAGAUGUCUAUGGUGAGCAAGGAAUGGAGCAGGUGAAGGCAAACGAGGAGCUGAAGAAGCAGCAGGAGGAGAUGGCAGCUCAAGGUCUGAAGGUAUACUAA
Messenger RNA from Symbiodinium necroappetens, 1875 nucleotides. Lineage: Eukaryota; Dinophyceae; Suessiales; Symbiodiniaceae. The record is from the annotation of a GenBank genome assembly.